Messenger RNA from Symbiodinium necroappetens, 755 nucleotides. The record is from the annotation of a GenBank genome assembly. NCBI's taxonomy places the organism in Eukaryota, Dinophyceae, Suessiales, Symbiodiniaceae.
GUGCCACGGGGGAAGACUUUUAUCCUCACGCUUGUCUGGAACUGCUGAUCAGGGCAGAAAGCCUUCAAGGUGCGAAGACUGCGGAGAUACGGCCGGCGCCUGGUGAGGUGUCUGUCAGCCAGCGGCAAGGCCCCGAGGUGCCCAAGGCUGCCGGCACCACUGUUGCAGCACCCUUUCCGGGGAGGGAGGAGUCUGCGCCGGCGCCUGCGCCUUCGCCCUCUCCGCCCUCGACGCUCAAGGCGCCAACGACGGCUCCUUCGCCAGAAGUUGCAUCACCCAAGCAGGUUGAGGCCACGAAGGCCGGGGAGGCGCCGACAGCCGCGACAGAAACGGUCCCAGCGGCCACUGCGGCGGCAGGAGGCGAUGCGGCAAGCGGCUGGGACUCUGACGAUGACGACGACUGGCGUGGAACGCAAGCAGCUGGAAGCCCUCCGCAGGUGACGGAAACUCCGGCUGCCGACGCGGCUGCCAAGCCGGAGGGGUCCACUUCAGCGGUCGCCACGCCGCCAGCAGCGGCGCCACGCGCGACGGAAACUCCGGCUACCGAUGCGGCUACCAAGCCGGAGGGGUCCACUUCAGCAGUCGCCACGCCGCCAGCAGCGCCGCCGCGUGAUGAGCCUCUGCAAGAGAAGUCGCCCUCGAACCGGAGCACCACCUCGGACAGGCACAAGGCCGCCGCAGCCGCUAAUGCUGCAACCAAAAAGGUCUCCCGGUUCAGCCUUUGGGGAAGCGGCAGCACCAAGAGCAAGAAGUGA